Molecule: messenger RNA, 2556 nt
Organism: Cyphellophora europaea CBS 101466
Lineage: Eukaryota; Fungi; Ascomycota; Eurotiomycetes; Chaetothyriales; Cyphellophoraceae
Exons: 1
Coding region: 1-2556 (851 amino acids)
Cellular component (GO): intracellular anatomical structure; catalytic step 2 spliceosome
Molecular function (GO): ATP binding; RNA binding
Source: RefSeq, a predicted model, not a curated record
AUGGCUCCCUCAAGAGGCACUAAGCGCAACAGUGCCACUGCAUUUGGCUCGCCAAAGCUGGCCACAGACGGUCAGACGGUGCUGCAGCGCCAUCGUAACGGAGCUCCGACGGCAAAAACCAACAACAAGAACAUCGACUUCGACGCCACCACUCCGCGCGAAACGCAUAAGCGCGAGCAGCGGAAGCAGAAUGAACACCCAGACCGUCAUAAUCAGCCGGGGCUGAAACAACAAGCAGCCACGCUGCUGGCCACGCGGAAACAAUUGCCCAUCUGGUCUCACGCCUCCAGCAUCCGCGCCGCCCUCUCCGCCAACGACGUCCUUCUCCUUGUCGGCGAAACCGGCUCUGGCAAGUCCACGCAGGUGCCGCAGUUUCUCGUCGAAGAGCGCUGGUGCCGUCGGCGGCGCGUUCAGUUGCCUGGCGGCGGAGUGGGGAAGGAGGAAGAAGAGGUUGGUGGGUGUAUCGCGAUCACGCAGCCGAGGAGGGUGGCGGCCGUGAGCUUGGCGAAGAGGGUGGCGGAGGAGAUGGGAACGACGGUGGGUGGGAAGGCGGGGGAGGUGGGGUACGAGGUGCGGUUUGAGCGGAGGGUCGGGGAGCGGGUGCGGGUGAAGUUUCUGACUGAGGGGAUGUUGCUGAUGGAGAUGUUGAGGGAUCCGGCGCUAAAGCGGUAUAGUUGUGUGGUGGUGGAUGAGGUGCAUGAGAGGGGAGUGGGAGUUGAUUUAUGUUUGGGGUUUCUGCGGCAGUUGGUUAGGGGUGAGGGAGAGGCUGUCAAGGGCCGAGGGGGCGCGCCGCUCAAGGUCGUGGUGAUGAGUGCGACGGCUGAUAUGGAGGGUUUGGAGAGGUUCUUUGACGGCAACGUGAACAAGAAAGAUGAGAAAGAGAAGCAGCAAGACGUGUCGAACGGGUCUGUGGAUGGUGUCAAGGGGCAGCAAAACGAGACUUGGAAUGGAUUAUCGGACGACGAAUCAUCGGCUACACAUAUCGCGACGAAAGUCACUAGUCUACGGAUACCUGGCCGACUGCAUCCCGUCACAGUCAACUAUCUCCCGCAGCCCACACCCGAUAUCAUUUCCGCUGCCCUCGACCGAAUAACCCACAUCCACACGCACAGCCCACUACCUGGGGACGUUCUCGUUUUCCUCCCCGGUCAGGAGACCAUUGAGUCUCUGCUGUCCCUUCUCACCACCUACGCCAGCACACUCGAGAAGAAUGCGAAAGAGAACCCAAAAGCUCCAGCCAUUCCAGCGCUUCUACUGCUGCCGCUCUAUGCUGCGCUGCCGCCUCAUCAGCAACAGCUUGUCUUCCUGCCCACGCCCAAAUUCACCCGCAAGAUUAUCCUCUCCACCAACAUCGCCGAGACGUCACUCACAGUCCCCGGCGUCCGCCACGUCAUCGAUUCCGGCCUCUCCAAGCAACGUCUCUUCCGGCCGUCCCUCAACAUCGACUCUCUGCUCACGACGCCCAUUUCCCGGUCGUCAGCGGCGCAACGGGCGGGGCGAGCUGGUCGUGACGCACCCGGCACAGCGUGGCGGCUCUACACGGAGAAGAAUUACUACGAGCUGAAGCAGGAUACAGAACCAGAGGUUCUGCGAUGUGAUCUGAGCCAGUUGGUGCUGACUCUCAAGGCACAUGGGGUCAAAAGUCUGAGGGAGUGGAAGAUGCUGUCGAAGCCGCCAAAGAGGGGUCUAGAAAGAGCGUUUGUCGGGCUUCUGGGCAUCGGGGCGUUGGACGAAGGGGCGGGAAAUGUCACUGGAGUGGGCAAGCAGAUGAGUCUCUUGCCGCUGCCAGGCAACCUGGCCAGGGUGUUGUUGGCAAGCGUGAGAUGGGGAUGUGUGGAUCAAAUCGUGGACAUUGUCGCUUCGUUGUCUGUGGAGAACAUUUUUGUGAAUAUCCACGAGGGGAGGGGGCGAGGUAGCGGCAACGGCGAGGAGAGCGAGGACGAGGGGCCUUCAGACCCGAGGCUGGUUCUGAGGUCCAAAUUAUAUCGAAGAGAAGGCGACCACCUCACGCUAUUGGCUGCUGUUCAGGCAUACGUGGAGGAGAAUAGUGACCGCAAGCGAUGGUGCAGCGAGCGAGGCAUCAGCCACAGAGCCAUGCAGGGUGCCCUGGACGUCAGGAAGCAGCUCAGCGGUAUUUUGGCUCGCCAGCGAGAUACGUCAGGGUCUUCGAAAAAUGGCAGCAAUCCUCCUGACGGCAAAGCCACAAUCGUCUCGACACCAGCCGUGGAAGUCACGGAUCUCAAUACGAGGAUCCUCAAGUGCCUGCUCACCGGCCUGCACCCGAACGUCGCGCGUCUGGCGUCUCCUGCGGCCAAUGCCACCACAAAGACAAACAAGAAGCAGCCUGAAAGCAUGGCAGGGCCACCUUCCUACCUCACUAUCGCCACAAAUCAGCCGGUCAGCAUUCAUCCAAGCUCGGUACUCUUUGGGCGACGCGUGGAGGCGGUGAUGAGCAGUGAGUUUGUCUUCACUACCAAGAGUUACGCCAGGUGCGUCAGUGCCGUAGAGCUGGGGUGGGUGCGAGAAGCCCAGGAAGCAGCUCUGAAGGAUAUCUGA